GCAUCAUCGCCCUGGUUUGGAUAGUUCGUGUCUGAGCUUGUAAAUUGUGCUCAGAGUUGCAGGUCACUUGGAUUCUGUCUAUAUAUUCCAUAUCCUCUCACGGGUAAAAGCAAAUGGAAUUUUUGAAAAUAAUAUCCAUAAUUCUAUUGAUGUACACAAAAAGGACGGAGAGUGGAACGCGUAAACGCAUUGGUAAACCUGAAUGUCUGGAAGAUUUUGGUGACUGUGUGGAAGGCGAGGAAUCUUGUAAAAAGUGCAAGGACAACUUUGAAGGAAACAUAACCGCAAGAUGCCAGAGAAACGCGUGGAGGCCAAUCUUCGAAAACUGUGUAUCUCCUAGCAUGCGCUCCCUUCUCUCGGUGUUUGAAAGAGUCAAGUACAAGAAAAAACCUUCUGGAGGCGUUAGCAGUGGAGGCUCUGUAGCAUUUGGGGCAGUAAAGCCAGAGGUUACCAACGGUGGAGGCUCUGUAGCGUUUGGGGCAGUAAACCCAGAGGUUACCAACGGUGGAGGCUCUGCAGCAUUUGGGGCAGUAAACCCAGAGGUUACCUAUGGUGGAGGCUCUGUAGCGUUUGGGCCAGAGGUUAUCAGCAGUGGAGAAGUCGAAGACCAAUGUUCGCUGUUUCCUCUCAUCUCUUCCGAAAUCCAGAAAGAAAGAACCACGGCGGGAAACAUUGCUACAAUAGUCACACUGCUACAGAAAAUCUCUGUGCGCUGCUUUAUAAGGCUACUAUCUGAAGAAAAAGUACAGGAUUACAGUAAGAUGGCAAAUCACAUACUCAACACGUCAACCAUACCCAACUGGUUGUUGGUUCCACAGAAGGAUGCCAGCUCUGUGCUCCUGACUUCUCUGUAUUCUCUGGCAUCAAGCGUGGCCUCCAGCACUGAGCAUUUGCCAAGAAUGAGUAUCCAGAAGGAAUUCCUCUAUCUGCAGACUGAAAAUAUCCCCGGGGACAGUGAUUUCACAUUUAAUUUUAACAGCACCCGACAGGCGGUCAAUGGGCAGAUCUUUAUUGAGAAAAAAAAGGUGCGAGACCUAUCGGAAUUGUUCGCUGUCAGUAUGGCGUAUCCAACCCUGGGAAACAUUCUGCCGACUGAAUCAGACAACGUAAGUGUGAAUGGACUGGUGAUGUCGCUGGCAUUAAGCACCAACGUCAGUGAAAUUUUGCUCAAAUUUGAGAAAGUCAGUAAAUCAUUAAAUAUUAACACUCACUGCGCUGCCUGGGACAGAGGGAAGGAAACGUGGAUCAAGGACUCGUGCCGAAUGCAAGAAGACUCGCUCCAUCACACCGUUUGCAAGUGCAACUAUUCCGAAAACUACCUGUCCUUUUCCAUUUUAAUGUCCCCCAAAGCUAAGGGUGGUCCAGCUCUUCAUUACAUCACACUGAUAGGCCUGGGGAUCUCAAUAUGCAGCCUGGUCCUCUGCUUGAUCAUUGAGGCUUUGGAAUGGAGACACAUAACCAGGCACAGAACUGCAUACAUGAGACAUGUUUCAAUAGCAAAUAUAUCCCUCUCGUUGCUCCUUGCUGAUAUCUGGUUCAUAGUCAGUGCUGCCACUGGCAACACCAAAUUCUCAAAUGUUUGCAUCACGUCAACAUUUUUUACUCAUUUUUUUUACCUCUCCUUGUUCUUCUGGAUGUUCAUUAUGGGUUUAUCCAUCCUCUACAGAAUCUUCCUGGUAUACCAUGAUAUGAGUAGAACAUUGAUGCUGGUGAUACUAUUCUCCGUAGGCUACGGAUGCCCCUUUCUCAUAAGCAUUUUGACGUUGGUCAUAACUUUGAGUCAACCGGGAAAGCCGUACACAAGAGAGGACAGUUGCUGGUUGAACUGGGAUCAUUCCAAAGCCCUUCUUGCCUUCAUUAUCCCGGCAUUCUUCAUCCUGGCUGUCAAUGUUCUGGUUACUUGUAUAGUUGUUUCUGUUUUACUGAGACCUUCCGUAGGGCAAACACCAAGGACCAAUGAAAGAGGCUAUCUGGUCCAGAUCAGUAGAUGUGUUGCUAUUCUCACGCCACUUUUAGGACUAACUUGGGCCAUUGGUAUUGCUACAAUCAUACAAGACAGCUCUAUAGUGUUUGAUUAUCUCUUUACAAUACUAAAUGCACUCCAGGGCUUUCUUAUACUGCUGUUGGGAAGCCUGAUGGACCCCCAGGUUCAAAAGGCUCUGAAAACCCAAAUUCCAUGGCAAACAUCGGAAACAAAGAAUACAUCAAGCAACCCCAAGGGGGAUUCUCAGGCACCAGAUGUGAAGACUUCAGAUGAAGAACUCUCCUGAAAAAUGUCCAGGCAUCUAAAUGAAGGUCUGUGUGUAUUGCACUGGAGAUAAUCCAAAUGUUCUUUGUGAGUUUAUCAUGUGUGAAGUCAAGUUUGGAGUUGAAAACCCUUAGAAACAUCCACUUUUACAUUUAAAAUAUUUAUUACACUAUAUUGUUUAUUGACUUGUAUAUAAACCCCACAGAAAUGAAUAUAUUUUUGCAAUGUCUUGUCCAUUGUAUUAUUAAAGUUGUGUUUCUGAGA
This is a messenger RNA of Xenopus laevis (African clawed frog), 2512 nucleotides long. It is a transcript of the gene adgrf4.S, whose product is annotated as adhesion G-protein coupled receptor F2. Bases 114 to 2270 code for a protein of 718 amino acids. The record is from RefSeq and is a predicted model, not a curated record. Lineage: Eukaryota; Metazoa; Chordata; Amphibia; Anura; Pipidae. The transcript is spliced from 10 exons.